CCGGUGCGGUGUGAGUGUGUGUGUGAGAGUGUGUAUGUGGGACUGAAGGGGAGCGAAUGGCUGGUGAAGAGCUCGGUGUUUAAUCAGAGCAGCGCGCUUCAGUUUCCCGGUGAAUCCGACACCAUCCGCGCCUUAAACAUGGACCUCCAGUCCAGAGGCUCGCUCUGGAGGCAUCCGACAUGUUUGUAGCGACUUCUGAAAACUGAAUUGAUCCAUUUUUUUUUUUUUGUAUUAAAAAAAAAAGAAGAAGAAGAAGCAGCAGCUCCUGCACGCUAGUGGGGGAUUUAAACUGAGAGCGCCAGCAGGGCUGAAGGCAGCCGUUUCCUCCCCGCUGUAACUGCGACCGCUUCCGCCUGCCGCCGGUUCACACGCGCGCACAGAAACAGAACGACUCGGUUCUAGCGCGUGCUCACACCUGCCGAGACGCACCGAGUACAGAUUAAGUGCACACUACAUAGGGUCCCUACUGAGUAUCUAACGAAGAGAUUAACAUCACUGAUUCACAGUUUGGCAGGCAGGUUCGAGAUCCCCCUCAUGCAGAACCACGGGAAAUGAAUAAACCGCCUCAGCCUAUCACAGGACCGCCCUCCGUCCCUCACCCCGCCCCCUCGCCAGGAUUGACGCCGGCUGUUUAUCCCCCUGGUCAGCCCGCCUCUGUUGUUUUUGCCACUCCACCUCCACCAAUGAACUCUGCACCACAACCCAGACAGUUUGCACCAGGGCCUCGUGCUUUACAUCAACAGGGUGGAUUCAGGUCGCUGCAGUCAUAUUACCCCCGGGGCAGUUUGCAGAGUAACGCCCCACGGGUGGCGACUAGUAACCCGCCACGCCCCGUCCCGCCCCCUCACGUCUACCCCUCGUCCUCGCAGAUGGUGAUGAUCCCACAGCAGCAGCUCCCAUUCCCGCCCAACUCUCAGGGCCCCGCCUACUUCAUCCAGUCUGGACAGUACCGCGCGCCGUACGUCCACCAGACGCAGCAGUAUUCAGUGGCCAGCGCGCCGGCAGGCUUUUACCCCGGAACCAACCCCGACUACAGCUCCACGUAUGAGGCCGCUCUGGGAGCGAGGGAGAGGCGGGGGGGUGGGGGGAGAGGCGCGGUUCGAGAGAACAGCCGUCUCUCUCAUCACGCCGUUCCUCUCACCUCCCACCGCUACUCCGCUGGAGCGUAUUAUCCCGCUCAAGCUCAGUACCAGCCUUCAGUGCCCGCCGCGCCUGUAAUGAUGAACCCCGCCCAGCAGCAACAGGCUCCACCCCCUCAGCAACAAGCCCCGCCCCAACAGCAAAAAAGGGAGCGCAAACAGAUUAGAAUACGAGACCCUAAUCAAGGAGGACGUGACAUCACGGAAGAGAUCAUGUCUGGAGGAAGGACCACGUCUACGCCCACGCCUCCUCAUUCUGUAGGUGCCGAGGUCAGCGGUUCUGUCCAGACGAACGGUGAAAGCGUGACUCCUGCAGCUGCUGCUCCGGUGGUCCGACUCGAUGAUCGCGUGAAGUCCUCGAGUCCUGUGGCUCCUGCCUCGACUCCUCCGCCUCGUUCAGACCCCACCCCCGAACCUAAAUCCGUCCCGGACGUCCUCGCUGCUCCGGCGGUUCCUGUGCCUCCAGGUCAAAGCGAAGACGCUGCAUCAGAUCCCUCUCCAUCCUCGUCUCCCGCUCCUACAGCUCUCCCCGCAGAGCCCACGACGAGCGACGGCGUGGACGCCCCCGUGCCUCCUGAAACCACGCCCCAAAAGAAGGAGGAGGAGCAGGAGGAGGAAGAGGAGGAGGAGCCUAACGCCGCACCCGCCGAACAGCCGUGCGCUCACGUCGAGACCGCUGAGCCAGAAAAGGAGACCGAGCCACGCAUCGAAGCGCCGCUCCCUGACUCCGCCUCUAAUGUGGCGCCUACCGAGCAGGACACGCCCCCUGCAGCAGCAGCAGCCACCACCGCCGCCGCCAACGGGGAGACGGAAUCUCACGAGGUCACGCCCACCCCAGCACCCAUAGCCACGCCCGUUUCUGAGCCUGAGAGCGUCCCGGUGGUCAACGGCCUGCCUCAGGAUCCCGAAGAGCUGCAAGAGGAGAAACUCGAGGCAGAACCCGAGCCAGAACCCGAGCCUGAGGCAGCCGAGGUUCAGGAAGUUGAUGCAAAAACAUCUGCUUCUGCAGAAGAGGAGGAAGAGGAGGGAAGAGUGGAGGAAGAACCCGUUCCUGCCGAGGAGACGACUAUGCAAGCUGUUCAGUCUGUGCCAAAGAAGAAGAAGAUGAAGAAAAGCGAUCUGAAUAAUAAAGUGGUCGGAGACGUGUUGGACGCCUAUAAAGAGCCGGAGGAGAAGGAGCUCGCUCCUGAGCCGGCUCCCGCUGAGGUCCAGCCCUCGGAGCCUCGUCCCGCCGCCUCUCCCUCCCCUGAGGAGACGGAAGAGACGUGGGAGGAAAAAGAGGACAAACUGGACACGGAGAACAUCGAGCCUGAGACAGCGAAACCCGUGGAACAGAAAUAUCAGUAUAAAGAGGAGCACUGGAAGCCCAUCAAUCCAGAGGAGAAGAAGAGGUACGAUCGGGAAUUCCUGCUGCGCUUCCAGUUCAUCAGUGCGAGCAUGCACAAACCCGAGGGCCUUCCGCACAUCACCGACGUCGUUCUGGACAAGGCUAAUAAAACGCCGCUGCGGCCGCUGGACCCGAGCCGUCUGAUGAACUGCGGGCCUGAUUUCACGCCUUCCUUCGCUAAUCUGGGCAGAGCGCCCCCUGGUGGAGGACGAGGACCUCCCCCAGGGCCGCGUCGGUCUCAGCAGGGUCAGCGCAAAGAGCCGCGCAAGAUCAUCACUAGCAUGUCUCUGAACGACGACGUGCAGCUGAACAAGGCGGAGAAAGCCUGGAAGCCGACGGCGAAGAAAUCCCGCGCCGACGAGGACGACCCCGAAGUGCUGAAGACCCAGGAGCUGUUCCGGAGAGUGCGCAGCAUCCUGAACAAGCUGACGCCGCAGAUGUUCCAGCAGCUCAUGAAGCAGGUCACGGAGCUGACCAUCGACACCGAGGAGAGACUCAAAGGAGUCAUCGACCUCAUAUUCGAAAAAGCCAUUUCCGAACCCAACUUCUCCGUCGCUUACGCCAACAUGUGCCGCUGCCUUAUGGGGCUGAAAGUGCCCACCUCGGAUAAACCGGGAGCCACUGUGAAUUUCCGCAAACUGCUGCUGAAUCGCUGCCAGAAAGAGUUUGAGAAGGACAAGGACGAUGACGAGAUCUUCGAGCAGAAGCAGAAGGAGCUGGACGCUGCCACUGAGGAGGAAGUUCGCCAGAGGUUGAAAGAAGAGCUGGAGGAAGCCAAGGACCAAGCCCGCCGCCGUUCCCUCGGCAACAUCAAGUUCAUCGGAGAGCUGUUUAAGCUGAAGAUGCUGACGGAGCCGAUCAUGCACGACUGCAUCGUCAAGCUGCUGAAGAACCACGACGAGGAGAGUCUCGAGUGUCUCUGCAGGCUCCUGUCCACCAUCGGCAAGGACCUGGACUUCGAGAAGGCCAAGCCCCGUAUGGACCAAUACUUCCACCAGAUGGAGAAAAUAAUAAAAGAGAGAAAAACGUCUUCGAGGAUCCGCUUCAUGCUGCAGGACGUGUUGGACCUGAGAAGAAAUAACUGGGUUCCCCGGAGAGGUGACCAGGGCCCUAAAACCAUCGACCAGAUCCAUAAAGAGGCGGAGCUGGAGGAACACCGGGAGCAGGUUAAAGUGCAGCAGCAGCUUCUGUCCAAGAAAGACUCGAGUCGAGGAAGAGGAGGCAGAAUGGGUCAGCCCCAGGACGAGGGCUGGAACACGGUACCGAUCAGCACCAAGAACCGGCCCAUCGACACGUCCCGCCUCAGCAAGAUCACCAAGCCUGGUGCUUUGGAUUUCAACAAUCAGCUUCUUGCCCCUGGAGGAAAAGGAUCAUGGGGCAGUUGGGGUAAAGGGAGCAGCGGCGGAUCUGGAGCCAAAACCAGCACUGAACAGGAUACAGGACGGCCGGCUACGAGCACCCUGAACCGCUUCUCGGCUCUUCAGCAGUCAGGACCUUCAUCCACGUCCUCCUCAUCCUCGCUGGACUCCGAGCGCAGAGUUCCUCAAAGGAGCAGCUCGAGUCGAGAGCGCAGCGAGCGAGACCGGGACCGCUUCGAUCGCUUGGACCGCCGGGACAGCCGCGAGGACCGAGACCGAGGGCUGGACAGGACGCGUGUCGCCGUCACUAAACGCAGCUUCAGCAGGGAGAGCGAGGACCGGUCUCGAGGCGGAGACGUGCGCCGGGUCUCCAGCAUGACGGACGAGAGGGAGCGCGGGAGCCGAGACCGAACCGCCAGCCGCGAGACAGCGGUGAAGCGUGAGACGGCGCCGGCGCCGACGCCCGCUCCGAGUAAACCCGCCCUGAGCGAGGAGGAGGUGGAGAAGAAAUCCACCGCCAUCGUGGAGGAAUACCUGCACAUCAACGACCUGAAGGAGGCAGUGCAGUGUGUACAGGAGCUGAACAGCGCGUCUGUGCUCUUCGUGUUCGUGCGUAACGCCGUGGAGUCGACGCUCGAGCGCAGCACCAUCGCCCGCGAGCACAUGGGCCUUCUGCUGCACAAACUGAUCAGCGCCGCCAUUUUACCUCCUGAGCAGUACUACAAAGGGCUUCGGGAGAUUCUGGAGGUGGCCGAUGACAUGGCCAUCGACAUUCCUCACAUCUGGCUGUAUCUGGCGGAAAUCAUCACACCCAUGCUGCAGGAUGGAGGAAUCCCCAUGGGGCCGCUCUUCAGAGAGGUGGCGAAGCCGCUGCUGCCGAUAGGAAAAGCUGCUGUGCUGCUGGUUCACAUCCUCAACCUGCUCUGUAAAGGACUGAGUCAUAAAAAAGCCGGCGCCUUGUGGACUGACGCCGGACUCAACUGGAAGGACUUCCUGCCCGAGGAUGAGGACGUCAACAAGUUUGUGACGGAACAGAAAGUGGAGUUUACGCUGGGGGAGGAGUCUGAGAAGCCGAGUAAGAAGGAGCUGAGCGCAGAGGAACUGAGCAAGAGCCUCGACCGGCUGAUUCAGGACAAGGCCAGCAACCAGAGGAUCCACGACUGGGUGGAGGCGAAUCUUGAUGAGAAGCAGAUGACCUCCAGCUCGUUCGUCCGAGCGAUAAUGACCUCCGUGUGCCAAGCGGCGAUUGUCUGCGAGAACCCGUAUAAGGUGGACGUGGAGCAGAUUACCCAGAGGGCCAAGCUGCUGCAGAAGUACCUGGUGGACGAGCAGAAGGAGCUGCAGGCGCUCUACGCUCUCCAGGCUCUCAUGGUGCGACUGGAGCAACCGGCCAAUCUGUUGCGGAUGUUCUUCGACGCGCUGUACGACGAGGACGUGAUUAAGGAGGAGGCGUUCUACAAGUGGGAGUCCAGCAAAGACCCGGCCGAGCAAGUGGGCAAAGGCGUGGCCCUCAAAUCCGUCACGGCGUUCUUCACCUGGCUCCGAGAGGCCGAGGAGGAAUCGGAUAACAGCUAAAAGCACGAGCGCCCCCUUCAGUCCGGGAGCUGCACUGCGCUACGCUGCGCUGCGCUGAGGGAAAAGACUACAAACUGAACUGAACUUGAAACUCACGAAGCCUCGAGACAGUCGAUGGACACAGACUACAAUCACUUCUCUAUUUUUUUCCCCUCUAUCACUUUUGAAAAAAAUUAAAAAUAAAGUUUUUUUUUCCGUGGGGGAAACGCAGAUGAUUUUUAUGAUUGUUUAAUGGCUGCGUGCCAUGGUUGUAGUGGAUGAGGAGGAUUUUUUUUUUUUUUCUGGAAACAGUACACGAAUCCCCCCCGUGCUGCUCUUAUUAACCCGUCAGUGUAGAUUUAUACGCAGCGGCGACGUAUACGACGCUCCGGAGGCGUGAGCGCGAUCAUGCCCUUAACUAGCUCUUAAUUAGGGACGUAUUUUUCCCCUCUUUCUCGUGUGUACGCAAAAAGACUGGUGUUAUUUUUAACAUGUAAGAAGGAAGAUGCGAUUAUUUACUGACGGAUCUGAGUUUUUUGUUGUUUUUUUUUUCCUUCCUGUUUGCUGUUAGAGCAGGCGUUGAUCAGGAUUCAUGGGGAUGAACUUUGAUCUUUGACCCUUUCUAGCUGCUGGAGAAGGGUCACCAUGCUUCCUUCUAAGCCAUCCCUCUGUCCGCCUUUCCUUCUCUCUCUCUCUCUCUCUCUCUCUCUCUCUCUCUCUCUCUCUCUCUCUCUCUCUGCGCCUACAUGGCACUUCUGCAUUUGUACCUCUCAGGGGGUUUUCCCCUCACAACCCCGCCUCCCCUCCCCCGCCUUGUUGAGCAAAGCCUGCGCCAUUUUUAAAAAAUUUAAAUCAUUCAUUAAAGAAGAAAACUUGAAGCCUAGACAAUAAAAUCAUCUAAAAUAACAGACAGGAAUGAUCCGAAAAGCCUUUUCUACUCGCAGCGAAGUGGGAAACACAUUUCAGGAGAGUUCUGUACAUAUAUACGUAUGAAAGGUUUUUUUUUGUUUGUUUCGUUUGUUUUUGUUUGUUUUUUUUUUUUUUUUCCAAAAAAACUAAAAAUUAGCAAAAUGCCGUUUAAUGCCAUGCAUUUUUCCCAGAUAGAAAUGGCAGUUUUCUCUUGUAUUCUAUAUUUAAGAUUUGUUUUUUUUUCUUCUUCUUCUUCCAGGUGAGAGGUGCUUAAUAAUCCAUUGAUUACAAUUUUAUUGAAAAAAAAAAAUAAUGUAAAUAUUUUUUUUUUUUUUGCUUUACUUUAUUAUUUAAGGAUUUAAUGCUUCUUUCACAUCAGAAACUGGAAAACGCUGAAGAAACAACAUUGAAAAUAAAAGACUAUAAACUU
Molecule: messenger RNA, 6777 nt
Organism: Pangasianodon hypophthalmus (striped catfish)
Lineage: Eukaryota; Metazoa; Chordata; Actinopteri; Siluriformes; Pangasiidae
Gene: eif4g1a
Product: eukaryotic translation initiation factor 4 gamma, 1a
Exons: 34
Coding region: 552-5459 (1635 amino acids)
Cellular component (GO): eukaryotic translation initiation factor 4F complex
Molecular function (GO): mRNA binding; translation initiation factor activity; protein binding
Source: RefSeq, a predicted model, not a curated record